AUGGCACAAGUGAAAUCCAUUGCAAAAUUUUGGAUUACUACCAGCGAUCUGCUGGACCAUGUUCUCACGUACGAAAAACGAUUGCAAACGGUUGAACCCACGAAAGAUGUGCGAAUUGUACACCGAUUAGUAUCCGAUCUGUACUGCCGCUAUGUACAACUGUGCCGUAACCUGGCACAAUGUUUCGACCAAACACUGCAAGUUCAAAAACGAGAGGUAAUUGAACGGUUACUAGAGGCGGCACAGGCACGAAUGCUGGAGUUCCGCUCGAAGUUACAGGAGAUCGAGUUAAGCGAAUUCGUGUAUGUGGACGGUGCAUUGCAGGAGCAACAUCUGAUACCGGACGAUGUGCAAGUCGUCCGUCCUUGCUACUUCCCGGCUACACGUCCAGCAGAACUACAAGCGCUAAUUGAUUCCCAAAAAUUAGUCGAAUUUGAGUCCGAAGCAAGCGACACCGAAGACUCUUCCUUGGAUGAAAGUGAACAUGAUGAUGAAACGGUUGCACCGUCUCAAGGCAUAAGUCGACCCGUAGUGCAACAUGAUCGUCGGAAGGAACGACUUCGGGCAGCACUGAAUCUAAUUACAUCACACGAAAAAGCACGCCAAGCUCGGGUACGGCAAACGAACUUCCGUCUCCAUCCGGACCGGUACUACCCGAAACCGAUCGAUGAGGAGAUCGUAGACGUGCCGUACGAAUUCUUCUACCGUCCAGGUCAGAUUAUGCUGUACCCCGUGAAGCGUACCAUGUACAAUUGGGACUUUCGGAUGAAGAAGAAAGAUGUGGCCCACUUUGCAUACUAUUCUCCGCCCGGUUGGGAAGAAAAGGCACCGGCAGUGGAUGAACAACCGACCGCAGAGGAACUAACGGUAAAGCAAAUAUCGCAGGAAGAUAACACUGCUGAGAUAACCGAAGCUGAAGCAGCAAUACGUUUGGAGGAAGCAAUAGCACAGAUGAAGUUGAAUCAUGCAGCAGCAAAAAUACAACGCCACUGGCGAAAGUAUCAGUUCGCGAAGUCCCAGAAAAGGCAUCGAUACGAAAGGUCCAAGUUUUUGGGACUGUUUAAGGACUGUGAAGCGAAUGUACAGGAUGCGAUCGCGGCUGAGGAGGUACGGACAGCCAGGAGAAACCAGAAGCCAGAAUUUGACCGCACAUUUAUCGAUGCGAUCGCAGACGAAAAGGCACGGAUAUUACGGACGCGUGGACCUGCGAUACUGGAGGAUAUUACGGACUUUGUGAGAGCUUGGUUUCGCCAGUGGUAUGACGAGACGCACGCGUUCGAUGUUAUACCGGAACCGUUCCAGAGUGGAACGGUACUGAUUGUGCGUGGUGAAACACUUACCCCCGUGGAGUAUUUGGAGCUGGAACGACAAAAGAAGCUGGACAAGUUGAAGUCGGCUGAACAGAAGAAAAAAGAAGCCGAAGCGAAAAAGGCUGCGAAGGAACGCGAGCUGGAGAAGAAGCGCGAGGAGAAGGCGCGACUGAAGGAGUUGGCCCGCGAGAAACGUGCCAGAGAAAAGAAGGAAGGCAAAACGUAUGAUUUUACUGAGCCGGAGUUUGUGAGCAAUGCUUAUCUCACGUUGGAAGAAACUCUUGAACGAUAUCGCAAAGAUUGGGCGUUUGUAAGCGAGAUGGAUAAUGUGCAUGAUCUGCCCGUCAUGGAGUGGAUAACGCUGGAAAAAUUUGCCGAGGUACAUCAGGAACUGCACACCGAAGUGCACGAGUUGCUCAAGUCGGAACGGGAGCUGCUGCAGAUGGCACUGUGCAAGGACGAACGGACAAAGUACAAACCACCGAAACCGAAGAAGCUUCCCCGGGUAAAAGGAGCAAAGGGAAAGAAGCGUAAGGAACCGAUCGAUCCGACCGCUGAUCGUUCAGUGGAAUCGAUGGUCGACGAGCUGGUGGAGCGGAGCGUGAUAAAGAGCUAUCGCAGCCGAACGUUUGAAGAUUAUAUCGGUGAUUUCAACUAUGCAGCGUUUGAGCGACGCAAUUGCCUCGAACAGGAUCCGCCGCCGGGAAUGGGAGAGGUGAGAACCAUUUUACGCUCGUACCUGUACGGCAUGGGGCCACUCGUUGCACCGAAACCGAAGUCGAUCUGUCUGCUGGGUCCGUCCGGGUACGGCAAAACGCUGUUGCUCGAAGCCAUCUGUCAGGAGACGGGCUCGGUACUGUUUGAUCUGAGCGUCGAUUCUUGUGGGCCGGUCGAACCUAACGAUAUGGCGUACUUUUGCCAACUGGUACUAAGAACCGCCCGUGUGCUGCAGCCUUCCGUGAUCGCUAUCGAGGAUGUUCAUCGGGCAUUCUACAAGAAAGUUCCUUCCACCGAUCAGACGCUCGAUCCGACCAAACUGGGCAAAUGUCUGUUCAAGCUGAUCGUGAAACAGCUCAAACCGGAGGAUAAAGUUCUGCUCGUUGCCACCUGCAAUCAACCAUGGCUGGCCAAGGUAGGACCGUUGAAGAAAUGUUUUGAGAAGUUCUUACUUCUUCCCCGACCCGACUACGGUUCUACGGUUCUUUUGUGGCAGUAUGCUCUUGGACAUUUUCUCACCGUUCCACGUGAUUUCGAUGUGUCCGCAUUGGCGAAGGUCACCACCGGUUACUCCGCCGGACAGAUAUUACGAUGCGUGAAGGAAGUGCUCAACGUACGACGCCGCAUGCAGUUCGGACGAAAGCCUUUACAGGUGCAGGAGCUACUGGACCACUUCCUUACAGGCACACAGGGUGCACCACAGUAUCCAAUCACCGACAAGGAGUACGAUAAGUACGUGAAAUGGCAUCGAAAGGUGGACAAAUUGGCAAAGCAACGAGGAAAGAUGGUACGCGAGCGGGAGUUGUUGGCCGAACAGCAGAAAGCCAAGACGACAGGAGGGAAAAAAUGA
This is a messenger RNA of Anopheles marshallii, 2877 nucleotides long. Its product is annotated as IQ and AAA domain-containing protein 1-like. NCBI's taxonomy places the organism in Eukaryota, Metazoa, Arthropoda, Insecta, Diptera, Culicidae. Bases 1 to 2877 code for a protein of 958 amino acids. The record is from RefSeq and is a predicted model, not a curated record. The transcript is spliced from 2 exons. Gene Ontology annotation, molecular function: ATP hydrolysis activity; ATP binding.